CCACGUCCCUCCUAUUUUUUUCUAUCACUUUGUCAGGAUUGACGCAGAAGAUACGACGAAUGAUCAUGUCGAUUAUAUUUGAUCGAGCCUACAUUUAAAUGGAUUUUUUUUCUGCUUAGUGAUACAAAGAUGGCUCACGGGAAGGGUCGCACGGUCGUGUACUUGCCACCUGAUAUCCCCCCAGUGGCGGCCCGUUCUGGUAGGGAAUAUUGUCAGCUGUUGUCAGCCCUGAAAAAAAAAAAUGUAAGAGGGAUCUUUGUAACCUGUCAAACGAAGCAACAUCAUGCCUUUUUAACUUUACGGGGAUGUUUAUUGUAAUUUUGACUUGAGAUUUUUGCCAAGUCGAAAAGAUGGAUAAUAUAUUCGGCAAGGAUGACUCUGGAAAUGAGAAUGAGAGCGAAGUAAUUGAUAUUGAAGAUAAGGAUGAAAAGUGCAGCCCAACGAUAGUUGCAGAAGUGAAAGACAAUGAAUCAAUGGAAGUUGAUAGUAUACAUGUCAAGGUAGAAUCAGACGCAGCUAGCUCGCAAUCACAGUCUGAUAAUGACGAGCCAGCAAAUAGUUCACUAUCGAGCCAACUUCCCUUUGAAGACCAACUAGAGAUCAUUAAACACGAAAUCGAUGUCAAAGAUGAAGGGGAGCAAAGUACGGAAGAUUUAUUUGGCAAUGAUAUUAUGUUACCUCAUGCAACUCCAACAAAUAUUAAGGAAAGAAGAGAAAGCAAGGAGAAAAGUAAAAAAGAACUUGAGGAGGAAGAACGAGAAAAGAUGCAGGUAUUAGUGUCAAACUUUACAGAGGAUCAGUUGGAUAGGUAUGAAAUGUACAGACGUGCAGCAUUUCCAAAAGCAGCUAUCAAAAGGAUAAUGCAAACUAUAACUGGAUGUUCGGUAUCUCAGAAUGUUGUCAUUGCCAUGUCCGGCAUAGCGAAAGUUUUCGUUGGAGAAAUCGUGGAGGAAGCAUUGGAUGUCAUGGAAGCCAACGAGGACACUGGACCGUUACAACCUAAGCAUCUUAGAGAAGCAGUCCGCAGACUUAGACUUCAAGGCCAAAUUCCUAACGGAAGAGCACAUAAAGCAUUCUUCCGUCUCUAAACUUUAAGAUUAGCUUUGAAAUUAAUAUUGAAAUGGUACAAAACUUCAUAGGAUAAGAUUUUAAAGAGAUUUCAAAUUGUUACGAUAUCCGCUGCAGUUGAAUUUCUCGCAGUUAAUUAUGCGAGUAAUGUGAUCGAGAAAUACAAUGUCUUUUUGAUACGA
Messenger RNA from Orussus abietinus, 1250 nucleotides. It is a transcript of the gene Taf11, whose product is annotated as transcription initiation factor TFIID subunit 11. The transcript has 6 exons. NCBI's taxonomy places the organism in Eukaryota, Metazoa, Arthropoda, Insecta, Hymenoptera, Orussidae. The record is from RefSeq and is a predicted model, not a curated record. Gene Ontology annotation, biological process: transcription initiation at RNA polymerase II promoter; RNA polymerase II preinitiation complex assembly. The coding region runs from base 351 to 1088 and encodes 245 amino acids. Gene Ontology annotation, molecular function: protein heterodimerization activity; transcription coactivator activity. Gene Ontology annotation, cellular component: nucleus; transcription factor TFIID complex.